Messenger RNA from Aspergillus tubingensis, 1104 nucleotides. Its product is annotated as glycoside hydrolase family 18 protein. Gene Ontology annotation, biological process: carbohydrate metabolic process; chitin catabolic process. The transcript has 4 exons. The record is from RefSeq and is a predicted model, not a curated record. Lineage: Eukaryota; Fungi; Ascomycota; Eurotiomycetes; Eurotiales; Aspergillaceae. Gene Ontology annotation, molecular function: chitinase activity; chitin binding. Bases 1 to 1104 code for a protein of 367 amino acids. Gene Ontology annotation, cellular component: extracellular region.
AUGUUCUCCGGCUCCUCCCUCUUUCCGCACUGGCGGCGCAAAGCAGCCGAACGCUCCAGUAAUAGUUCCUACGAGGUGCCCUUCUUCUUGAACGCUGCCUAUUAUCCCAAUUGGAGGAUAUACCGGAAACAGCCUCCGUCGGCCCUUCGAUUGGGCUUCAUUUCUCAUAUCUUCUACGCGUUUGCAUGGGUUAAAGAAGAUGGUACCGUUUAUCUCAGUGACGAAUGGGCCGAUGCACAAAUGCCCGUCGACGGCACUAACGGCUGCCUGCGGGCCUUUGCGCAACUGAAGCCGCAGUAUUCUAAAAUGAAGCUCAUUCUCUCAGUCGGAGGAGGCGGCAAGGGCAGCGAGAACUUCGCCCAAGUGGCCCGCAGUCAAUCUCGCACCGAGACGUUUGCUCGGAGCGCGAGGGCGCUGGUGGACCAGUUUGGUCUGGAUGGUAUCGACGUGGACUGGGAAUACCCCUCCGACCCACAAGAAGGAUCGGACUAUAUCCGUCUGCUGGCGCGACUGCGCGAAGUCCUCCCGGCCCCGCGUUAUGUUCUGGCCUCUUGUCUGCCGGCCGGUCCAUGGGCUCUCCGCAACAUCGAUCUUUCCAAGGCGCAACUCUAUCUCGACCUGAUCAAUAUCAUGGCGUACGAUUUCUCGGGCCCCUGGGAGAACCAGUCGGGUCAUCAAGCCCAGCUCUUCAGCAAGCAUCCCGCAGCGAUUUCUUGCCAAAACUCCAUCUCCUACAUACUCAACCAGGGCGUCGAUCCCAAGAAGUUACUUCUCGGGAUCCCCGCGUAUGGCCGCUCGUUCCUGGGUAGCAGUGGAGCUGGUCAGCGGUAUGUAGGCUGUGGCGGUGAAGACGGCGUCUUCGACUAUAGCCAGCUGCCGCGACCGGGAGCCAAGGAGCAUCACGACAGCAGUCUGGGAGCAGCAUACUGCGUAGGCGGUGAUGGCGGAUUUGUCACAUACGACACGCCCCAAACAGUCCAGCAGAAGGCGAAAUUCGUCACCAAAAUGAAGCUGGGUGGGCUAUUCUAUUGGCAUAUUGGAGGCGACGCGCGGGGACCGCGAAGUCUGAUUGAAACGGGGUAUAACACAUUGCAUGAUAUGUAG